Molecule: messenger RNA, 1563 nt
Organism: Malassezia pachydermatis
Lineage: Eukaryota; Fungi; Basidiomycota; Malasseziomycetes; Malasseziales; Malasseziaceae
Product: meiotically up-regulated protein
Exons: 1
Coding region: 1-1563 (520 amino acids)
Source: RefSeq, a predicted model, not a curated record
AUGGAUGACGCUAAUGCUGAGGACACUUGGUCUCAGGAAGCCGGAUCCUCGACGUCGCCCACGUCGCAUACCAGGUUCCGGCUUCCCCAGGGGAAUCCAAGCCUGAAACCAACUGGAUCUCCCUCUUCUCUCCUCUCGAGACCCCGUGAAUGGACGGAUCAGAUGUCAUAUGCCCUUCAGGAAGGGUACCGAAGAUAUGGUCCCCGUAAUUGGGCUCAGCUGCUCAGUGACCCGCUCUUGGGCCCCCAUUUCCCGGGCUGGAGCACGGACGAGCUGGAGGACACGGUUCGGUCCAAGUUUCCGCACCUCUUCCGUGAAAAGCCCGCAGGCCCUUCGUCGAAUCCACGCAAGCAGUUACGGACAUCUCAGCAACAAACGGCUGGCCCGUCGUUGAAAGCCCGUAGUAGGGAGCGCCGAGCUUUUACCAAGAGUGAGGAUGAAGCCCUCUUACAAGGAUUCCAACGUUUUGGUACACACUGGGCUCGUAUCUCACGCGAUCCUGUAUUUCAAGGGCAGCGGUCAUCGACAGACAUCCGUGACCGUUUCCGCAACGCGUUCCAUGAUGAGUAUGUCAAAGCCGGCUACAAACCUCGCACGAAGGCCUCCAAGCGAGAUCGUGGCGAGAAGAAGAGCAAACAAGCCUCCAAGUCGUCCCCGACCCCGAUGGAUACCCCAUCGCUAUCGCCUCAACUGCAGCCGGGUUCGGCUUUAACGAACCCCUUAUCUAGCACGUCCGCUUCGGGGCCACGGAUGGACGGCACAUCGUUGCUUCUAGCGCCUCAUGCUAACGGCAUAGAUGCUUCGGACGAUUCUGCUGUGACACAAUUGGCUCUUUCUGCCGAUGCAAGCACCACGAUGCCUCUCAACGAAGCAUCGCAGCCACUCUUUCCCUGGCUUACACCUCAGUCCAUGACGGGCCUCUCGAUGCCCAGUCCGCCUCUAGCACAACUAUCUAUUCCCUCGCCUCUAUCAACUUCUUCAGCGUAUGAUAUGGUCUCCCCCACUGGCUUAUCACCCAACGAUACUUCCGUGUCUGUGACUAUCCCUCCUCCCAUGGCACCGCUUCAACAUGCAGCCUAUGUGACGAGCUCUUCACUUCCGAUUGACGCAUCCUUGCAUCCUCAUCCUUCGUCGAUCUCGUUUUUAUCCACUGCCACACAGGCCAGUCCUACAUCGUCCAACGAAUCCGUCACCGCUCUGCAGCGUGGCAUGUCCCUGCAGAACUGGAUGACUCCAUCGUAUGGCCGAAGCGAUGUGGGUAUGCAUCCGAGCUCCUCAUCGAUUUCGCUGCCUGCACCAGAGUCGAUGGCCUUGCCAUACUCAUCCUCAUCCACCAACAUGGUCCCUAUACCGUAUGCCUCUAUGCCGGUUCGUGCGAUGACUGAUUCCCAACCUAUGCCUACCUCGCCCGCGUCAUCCGUUACCAUCGGCGGAGCUAUGCAGGCCCCAUGGACUAUACCCGGCCCUCAGGAAAUGUCGUCUGUAUCGGCACAGUCGUCGUCCAAGUCAACGUCCGCCCAAUUUCCAAUGCCACCACCUCAGCAACCGCCUACGCUCGAGUGA